Molecule: messenger RNA, 1131 nt
Organism: Symbiodinium necroappetens
Lineage: Eukaryota; Dinophyceae; Suessiales; Symbiodiniaceae
Source: the annotation of a GenBank genome assembly
AUGGCGGUGGAGAUCCCCAUCCCGGAGUAUGGCCCCAUUGCGAUGGACUCCAUGAGCCAAGAGCAGAAAGUGUCGGCACGAGCGAUGACUGCCCUGGGCGCGCACACGAGGAUUUUCCAGAAUGUCCGCGACGUCCAGGCUCAGAACGUCCGCGAGAGGUGUUGUACGGACCAGUGGUUAGAUGAGAAUGAGCGCGAGUGGAUGUGCUUGGACUCCUUGAUGCGCUCGCGGCCAUGGGCGACAAACAGGGAUAAAGCGUUCCCUUAUCCAUUCCGGGAAGCUACAGACAAGAUGCGAGCCUUGGAGGGUGCCUGGUCUGGAGACGACGACCCCUUCCCACGCGAGUGGACGCGCGGCGUGGCUGGAGACAAGGUCCUGACCAACGUUCGUCAGGUCAAGGAGUAUCCGCCCGAGUUGCGCUUCAUCUUGUUCACGCCCGAGUUUGGAAGCGUGAAUUCUUUCGCGGCAUCAUCCUGGCAGCAGCUGGCUUCAAGCCACGACGCGGACUUCUGGAUCGUCAGCUGGCAGGGAUGGGAGAACUGGACGGAGAUGAUCGAGCAAGUUACUCGCAAAGUAUUGUCUUUUGCAGAUGGAGUUAGUACCGUUUGGUAUGGGCACUCCAUGGGUGCCAUUGUGGCGUACGAAGUGCUUAAACGAUUCGACCAGCGAUAUCGGUCGCCGAAUCUGCCAGUGGCGUUGAUCGUCAGCGGCUGCCCAGCCCCGCAUCUCUUUUCGGACUCCUACCGGCCACAAGAGAUGCACGACUUCCUUUUGAAGCUCCGCAUACCGAACGACUUCGACAUAUUGACGCAGGAGAAGCGAGACAUCCUGCUCAAAGAGUUUCAGGUGCGGCUCGACAAUCGGCAAGAUGCCCUGCAGGAUGUGACUUCACAAGCUGGCAACACCUCCGAGCCGACAGAUGUUCGAAGCGAAGCGGAGUAUCGCAAGGCCAUCGUCACCGACUUGAAGGUGUUGAUGUCUUAUGCCUUCGAGCAUGGCGAGGCCAAGGCUGUAAGUGUCCCGGUCAUAGCCAUGGCCCACGACGAGGAUAGCCUCGUGGAGCCGCAGAUGGUGCAGGCCUGGGAAGCUUACGCCCCGGCGCCCGACAGCUUUGAGUUUCUAGAGCUGGAG